This is a messenger RNA of Humulus lupulus (European hop), 849 nucleotides long. RefSeq names its product phosphopantetheine adenylyltransferase-like. Gene Ontology annotation, biological process: coenzyme A biosynthetic process. Gene Ontology annotation, molecular function: pantetheine-phosphate adenylyltransferase activity; dephospho-CoA kinase activity. Lineage: Eukaryota; Viridiplantae; Streptophyta; Magnoliopsida; Rosales; Cannabaceae. The record is from RefSeq and is a predicted model, not a curated record. The transcript has 6 exons. Bases 114 to 707 code for a protein of 197 amino acids.
UUCACCACCAACUAAAUUCCUAUUAACGUCCAAAGAAAACCCAUUUGAGGCUCAAACCCACCAAUCCAACCAAACCACCCACACACUCAACGAAAGCUUUGGGCUUUCUACAGAUGGCGGUAAUGGAAGAAUCGGUGGUAAAGUGGGAGAUUUCGCCGCCCAACACUUAUGGAGCGGUGGUUCUCGGCGGUACCUUCGACCGAUUACACGACGGUCACCGUCGUUUCCUCAAGGCAUCGGCAGAGCUCGCAAAGGAUCGAAUUGUGAUCGGAGUUUGUGACAAGCCCAUGUUGACAAAUAAACUGUAUGUUGAAUUAAUACAACCCAUUGAGGAAAGGAUUCGUAAUGUUGAAGAUUAUAUAAAGUCUAUAAAACCAGAGCUCACUGUGCAAGCUGAGCCAAUCAAGGACCCUUAUGGCCCUUCUAUAGUUGAUGAAAAUUUGGAAGCUAUAGUGGUCAGUAAGGAGACUUUACCAGGUGGAGUUUCAGUCAAUAAAAAGAGAGCUGAAAAAGGGCUUUCACAACUAAAGAUUGAAGUGGUGGAUCUGGUUUCUGAAGGUUCUAGUGGAGAUAAGCUUAGUUCAACAACAUUGAGAAAACUUGAGGCUGAGAAGGCCAAGAAUCAGCAAGAAACUAUAGCCAGAGAUUCUAUUACUACUGCUCCUACAACCACUCCAGAAGGAAUUGGAAAUGGCUCAAAAAUUUAAUGUCUUUUGGGUGAUUAAGGCUUUGAGAAAUGACCAUGAAAACCAAGCGUUUUACUUUGGAAUUCUUCAAAAGUUUGUAUUGCCUUGUCAUAAUGUUCAGCCAUUUAUUCUCUAAAUCAUUAAAAUUGAUAAAUUUGUAUUU